Marchantia polymorpha subsp. ruderalis is the source of this 775-nucleotide messenger RNA. NCBI's taxonomy places the organism in Eukaryota, Viridiplantae, Streptophyta, Marchantiopsida, Marchantiales, Marchantiaceae. The record is from the annotation of a GenBank genome assembly.
AGUCGGGCGAGGUCGGCAAAGAGAACAUGGAGGAACGCAAAUCGUCGUCGUCUGCUGAGACUGAGUCUCUCAAGCGCAAGAGAUUUGACGAGAUUGUGCCAGAAGAUACUCAAGAGGAGACCAGUGAUCGGAAGGUGUCCGAAGGUGAGAAUGGGAGCACGGACGAAGAUGAUUCGGAGCAACGAUUAGAAGGCCGACGAGAUUAUAAGGUCACAUCCGACGGAGUGGAGCUAAAGGUCCAGAGCAUCCGAGAGAAGAUGGAGCUCUUUAAUCAGCAUGUUUCGGGCUUGCUCGAGGAAGGGAAAAGAUACUUCCUAGAUGCUGCAUCGGCAUUUGAAAAACAAGUCGUAAUUCUGCAUCAAAAGCAAAUAGACAAAUGGGAGAGAGAAAUCGACCUUUUACACUCUGUUGAUGCUGUAAGCAAGGAGAUAAAUAACCGUCUGGCGGACUCACAAGCGGCAAUUUCUCAGCUGAUGGACCACAUGAUGACUCCGGCCAUGGAUGAUGUGUGAUGAGUAAAUCUGAUGUUCUCGUAUCGUAUUCUUUUCUUGUUUGAAAGGCAUUUAUUCGGUUCAGAAUGUCAGUUGCAGAGCAGUGCCCGGCAAAGUCAGACCUUGGGUAUCAUCGUUAAUCUUCUCUUGUUUAGAUUUUGCGAGAUUCAAUAUCUUGGGCGCGACAGUUGGACUCACUUUGGGUAGAGAAGAGAAUUCACUAGUAGAAGAAGAUGCUAGAUUUAUCUGAUAUACUUGUUCAUUUUCAUUACUAUUUCAUUACU